Trypanosoma rangeli is the source of this 447-nucleotide messenger RNA. Its product is annotated as putative protein phosphatase inhibitor. Gene Ontology annotation, biological process: regulation of signal transduction. The coding region runs from base 1 to 447 and encodes 148 amino acids. NCBI's taxonomy places the organism in Eukaryota, Euglenozoa, Kinetoplastea, Trypanosomatida, Trypanosomatidae. Gene Ontology annotation, molecular function: protein phosphatase inhibitor activity. The transcript has a single exon. The record is from RefSeq and is a predicted model, not a curated record.
AUGACAGGCCGAAAGCGUGUCAUUUGGGAUGAGAAUAAUCUUGAUCAAAACGAGGAGUACCGCCGCCUGCACCCCGUGACGAUGCGAAUAACGGAGCCGAAAACCCCCUACGAGUAUGCCAAGAUGGAGGAUGAAAGCUUCUGUGACGAACUCGACGUGACGGAUGGAGAUGGGAAGAUGGAAGAGGGGACUAGCAGCACGUGGGACCCGAAGGUAAACGCAUUAGCUAGGAAAAUAAAGGAGGAGUGCAUCCAGGGUGUAGCUAGGACAGUUGCACCGGUAAGUUCCUCGGGCCGGCCCAUGUUAUCACCUGGUGUUACAACCGGCAAGCUGCUUGAGAAGGAACUUGACGAGGAAUUUCGAAGGAUGCGCAAGGCGGUGUAUGCGGACGAGGGGGCCAAGUUCAAGGCCCAGUUGGCCAAAAAACAGGAGAAGGCAAAGGAUUGA